AUGGCUCCCACCAAGUCCGCAGCCAAGGGCCGCGGUCGCGCAUCCAGAACGAGCGACGCCGGCGCUGCUCCAGCUGUCGAAUCACCGCCGCCUGCCGCAGCCUCCGAGGAGACACCCAAGCGUGGGCGCGGUCGCCCCAAGUCCGAGCCUGGCGCCUCCAAGGUCAAGAAGCCCGCCGCCGUCCCAGGACGCGGUCGCGGCCGCCCUCCCAAUCCCAACAAAAGCCCCAAGGCUCCCUACGUCCCCACCGGCAAACCCCGCGGUCGCCCCCCAGGCUCCGGCAAGAAGGCCAAGGCCGCUGCCCUGACUGCCAGAUUAACCAGCGGCAAGAAGGCUGCUGCUGUUAAGAAGGCCACUACCGUCGCCCGCGGUGGCCCCAAGGGUCGCAAGUCCGAUGCUGCCAAGGCCAACGAGGACAAGGAGCUCGGCGAGGAUGUCGACAUGGAGGCUAGCGACGAUGCCGAGGAGCAGGACGACGAAGAGCAACUUUCCGACGAGGACGGCGAUGACGCGCGCAGCGCUUCAGAUCGCGGAUCUGGACCUCUUGGUGAGGACACGACGAGCAACCGCGGUUUCUUUACAAUGGUCGGGCGGAAACUUGGGCUCCAGUGA
This is a messenger RNA of Diaporthe amygdali, 612 nucleotides long. RefSeq lists its product as uncharacterized. Bases 1 to 612 code for a protein of 203 amino acids. Lineage: Eukaryota; Fungi; Ascomycota; Sordariomycetes; Diaporthales; Diaporthaceae. Gene Ontology annotation, biological process: regulation of DNA-templated transcription. The record is from RefSeq and is a predicted model, not a curated record. Gene Ontology annotation, molecular function: DNA binding. Gene Ontology annotation, cellular component: chromatin; nucleus. The transcript is spliced from 3 exons.